UUGGAUUUGUAUAUUUCUUGAUUGGCAACCAACUUAUUAAUAUUGUGUAUCAUAAGUUGUCUAAAUAAACAACACUUGUCUGCGUGCGCCACCUCGUAUCCUGGGUCGUAGUAAAAAGCAAAGAAAUGUCACUCUCAUAAGAGUCGCCCACCCGUGUGUUUAGUAUACAAAAAUAUCGUGGCUCGGGCUAGCCCUUAUCAAACAUCAACAAACUGGUUGGAAAAUAUGUCAGAAAUUUGUUUAAUAUGUUUGAAAACUCCUUCGGAAUUAAUAAAAGUUUCAAAAGACGAAUCUCAAAACACGGAUAUCGUACAACAGCUAGCAGAAUGUGUGCCAGAAUUGAACUGGGAGCGCUCUUUUUUUGUAUGUGUUAUCUGCAGGCAGAGGCUGUAUGAUGUACAUUCUUUUAAAAUAUUAUGUAUUAACUCCUAUAAUUGGUAUUGGUCACUAAAGGAUCAAGUGGUUAAAGAUGAAGAUUUAACUAUUAAAGAAGAUCUUCUUGAACCUGUAAAAGAUGAAAAUAAUGAAGAAGAUGAGGAUUCUUCAUUGGAAAAUAAUUUACCAUCAGAUGAUGAUGAUGAUUCUGAUUCUGAUUUUAAAGCUGAACCAGUCGUACAGAAACCAAAGAAAAGACGAAAAGAAAAAACAUUGGAAGAUAAAAAGGUUUUAUGUAAAAUUUGUGGAAAACAAUAUGCAUCAAAAUAUGUGUUAAAGAAACACACAAAAAUUUGCGAACUUAAACAUGACAGUGGUAGCAUUGGAGGGGAUGACAAUGGUCAGCCAAAAGUUCCAAGCUGUGCUGAAUGUGGACUGACUUUUACAAAUAAAUAUAUGCAAAAAAGACAUUUUGACAAUGUUCAUAGCAACAAAGAUAAGAAAUUUACUUGUGAUAUAUGUAAUCGAAGUUUUGCAUCAAUGGUUUAUCUCAAUGCCCAUAAAAGAUACCAUUCUGGUGACAGACCACACGUUUGUUCCUUUUGUGGUAAAGGCUACAUAACUGCCAGUGACUUGUAUCACCACGAAAAAAUUCACGCAAAUAAAAGAAACUACAGGUGCGAAAUUUGUCCGAAAGCUUUUAACACAUCUUCUGACUUAUACAAACACAAAAUGUGUGUUCAUAUGGAUAGAUCUCAGUGGAAAUACACUUGCGAUGUUUGUGAUAAAAAGUUUCCUUUGAAAAUAAACUUAGAUAGUCACAAAAAGACGCACACGGGGGAAAGGAAUUUUCCUUGUCAUCUCUGUGACAGGAAGUGUAUAAAUAUGUCAGUAUUAAAACGUCAUAUCAUAACUCACUCUCACUUUUAUCCGUUUAGGUGUGAGAUUUGUGAUCAAGGCUAUAAGUUCCAAAAGUCUUUGGAUAUACAUAAAUCGAAAGCACAUGGAAUAGGUAAUAUUAAGGUUAAACCUUCUAUUAAAAAAUUUAUUUGUCCUUUGUGUAGCAAGGCAUACACAGCAAAUAAUAAACUGCAGAAGCAUCUCAGGGCUCAUGUAGGGGAAAAGCCUUUUAAAUGCCCUGAAUGCCACAAGGGAUUUACUGACAAGAGUUACGUAAAACAACACUUGAAGGUGUUGCAUAAUAUACCAAGUGAUGACAUGAAGUAAACUACCAACCCCGAAAAACGUCGAAAAUCAAACUGGAAUUUGGCUGCCUCUGAUAAAUAUGUACAUAUAUUAUUUUUAUUUGUUACGCUAAGAUAUUGGUUGCGGAAUAAUUUUAACGUACUCUAAGUAUAAAUUAUAUUUUUUAAUAAAAAUAUCGUUUUAU
Molecule: messenger RNA, 1765 nt
Organism: Diabrotica balteata
Lineage: Eukaryota; Metazoa; Arthropoda; Insecta; Coleoptera; Chrysomelidae
Source: the annotation of a GenBank genome assembly